Staurois parvus is the source of this 1104-nucleotide messenger RNA. The record is from the annotation of a GenBank genome assembly. Lineage: Eukaryota; Metazoa; Chordata; Amphibia; Anura; Ranidae.
AUGGAUGCUUUUAAUAACACUACCUCUUCAGACUAUUCUUCAGAGAAGGGGAAUGGCACCAAGUUCGAGGAGGUAGCCCUCAGCUACCAGAUCCUCACCUCGUUCGUCUUGGGCACACUGAUCCUCUGUGCGAUUUUUGGCAAUGCCUGUGUGAUCGCAGCCAUAGCCUUGGAAAGGACUCUUCAGACGGUGGCCAACUAUCUCAUAGGCUCCUUGGCGGUCACUGACUUGAUGGUCUCCGUCUUGGUGUUACCCAUGGCGGCUCAAAACCAAGUUCUCAACAAGUGGACUCUGGGCCAGGUAACCUGUGAUAUCUUUAUUUCUUUAGACGUUUUGUGUUGUACCUCGUCCAUUCUCCAUCUGUGUGCUAUAGCUUUGGACAGAUACUGGGCGAUCACAGACCCCAUAGACUAUGUGAACAAGCGGACUCCUAGGAGAGCUGCCAUUCUCAUUAGCCUGACAUGGAUAGUGGGCUUCUCAAUAUCCAUCCCACCCAUGUUGGGCUGGAGGACACCUGAAGACAGGUCUGACCCUGAUGCUUGUAAGAUCAGUGAAGACCCAGGUUACACCAUCUACUCCACCUUUGGGGCUUUUUAUAUCCCGUUAAUUCUAAUGUUGAUAUUAUAUGGUAAGAUAUUUAAAGCAGCCAGGUUCAGGAUUCGUAAAACUGUUAAGAAAGCUGAGAAGAAGAAAGUGGCAGACACUUCUCUGUCAAUCUCCCCAGCAACCAUCCAAAGCAACUCUAAGAACCACCUUGAGCUGCCAAACCAUUCCAGUGACAACCCAUCUCCUACAUGCUUUGAGAAGAAGAACGACAAGAGCGCUGAUGCCAAGAGGAAAGUGGCCCUGGCCAGGGAGAGGAAAACGGUUAAAACGCUAGGUAUCAUCAUGGGCACCUUCAUUUUUUGCUGGUUGCCAUUCUUCAUCGUUGCCCUGGUUUUGCCAUUCUGUGAAUCCUGCCACAUGCCACACUUGCUGUUCGAUGUCAUCAACUGGCUAGGCUACUCAAACUCUCUCCUCAACCCUAUUAUUUAUGCUUACUUUAAUAAAGAUUUCCAAAGUGCUUUUAAGAAAAUCAUCAAGUGCAAAUUCUGUAGACAGUGA